Molecule: messenger RNA, 1865 nt
Organism: Pelobates cultripes (western spadefoot toad)
Lineage: Eukaryota; Metazoa; Chordata; Amphibia; Anura; Pelobatidae
Source: the annotation of a GenBank genome assembly
AUGGGAGAGAAGCCAUUCCCAUGUUCUGAGUGUGGGAAAUGUUUUACUAGUAAUACAAAUCUAAUUGCCCAUCGCCGAAUUCAUACCCAAGAAAAGCCAUUUUCAUGCUCUGAAUGUGGAAAAUGUUUUACUGGAAAGUCAGCUCUUGUUAGACACCAGAGAAGUCACACGGGUGAAAAGCCUUUCUCAUGUUCUGUAUGUUAUAAACGCUUUACAACCAAUACAAAUCUUACUACACACCAUCGGAUUCAUACAGAAGAAAAGCCAUUUGAAUGUUCUGUAUGUGGGAAAUGUUUUAACAAUAAAUCUAAUUUUGUUAAACAUCAGAGGAGCCACACUGGAGAGAAACCAUUUUCUUGUACUGAAUGUGGAAAAUGUUUUAUGGACAAAUCAAAUCUUAUUACACAUCAAAGAAUUCACACGGGUGAAAAACCAUAUUCCUGUACGGACUGCAAGAAAUGUUUCACCUGUAGUUCCUCUUUUAUUAAACAUCAGAGGAUUCACACGGGAGAGAAACCAUUCUCCUGUUCUAAAUGUGGACGAUGCUUUUCAGAUAAAUCACAUCUUGUUACGCAUCUGCAGAGUCACACAGGGGAGAAACCGUUCUUUUGUUCUAAAUGUGGGAAAUGUUUCACGAUUAAAUCAAGCCUUGCAAGACACCAAUUGAGUCACACAGAGAGAGUUGCUACAACUUAAUCUUAAAUGAUGGAAAGUCAAGUUUAAUCUACACAUUGUUCCAAAUGUAUAGAUUUCUUUAAAAGCAGAAGUUAAACAACUGCCCUCUCUCCCCAUUAAGCUUGCCUAAGUCAGUACAGUCUGUGCUGAUCAGCACAUAGUUAAGAAGGCUGUGUUCUCCAUGUCUGUUAUCAUGAAAAACCCUCAUCUGAGCCUCCUCCUGCCUGAAUUCAGUCUUAGUAAAAGCAAUGCCUGCAAGGUAAAGCAGGAAAGAGGGCAAGCUCUGUGUGACAGCAGCACCAGCAGCAGCAUGGAGAGAGGAGAGAAACAGCCGGAAUGAUUUAUUGCAGCGACUAUGGUCAGACAAUCUGAGAAUGGAGAGAGAACAGAUAAGUUUUAUUAACAUGCUAUAAAGCCAACAUACAGUGUUGGGUACAUUUGACCUGUUAUGAGAAGCUAAACUGUAAAUGGAUAUGCAGGAGAGAUGUGUCCUAUAGCAAAUGUAACAACCAAUGAAAACAUGAUCGAUGGAGCAAUGGAAAUAAAUUAGAAUAUAAGCUUUUAAUCAUAUUAAAGGAAGAAGAAAUACUUAAUUGUAUAACAUGAAUCAAGCCAGAUAGUUAGAAAACAGCAAACGGUUAAGCUUUAACGAAAAGCAAUGAACAGAUAGUAAAAUGAAUUUUAAAUGUAAAAUUGUAGAAUACAGAUCCUAACUUUAUUAAACAUGUGUCUAUGUUUCACUAUGAAAUGUACAGCUGGUUGAUAUUUUUGUUUAAAUCGCGUGUGUAACUUUUUUUGUGUCUGAUUCGUCUAUUUUUAGUUCAUGAAUAAACACAGAUCUUGUUAUACUUCUUAUUGGUAAAAAUAUUUUAAUGGUGAAUGGGGCAUGGUUUUUCUUUCCCCAAAAAAUAUUUAAAGGCCUGUGAUACUGUGCUAAAGAAAAUAUAUGAAACAUUGAUAAAAAGACAGCUGUUUAUAUGUUUUAGAUAACAGAGGAACAUUAUAGAGAUAAUCAUAACUAAGAAAUUAAAAUUUAAAAAAAGAUACUUGGGGUUGAAUGUAACUUGUUUAGAGUAGCUCUCCAUGAUGUACUGCUUUUGCCAUUUAAUGUUUUUUUAAUAGGAACACAUUGCUUAUCCCAUGAUGAUGAUGAAAAUGUAUUUGUACCUGUUAUGCCUCGUAUCAUUUGA